Candidula unifasciata is the source of this 1092-nucleotide messenger RNA. The record is from the annotation of a GenBank genome assembly. Lineage: Eukaryota; Metazoa; Mollusca; Gastropoda; Stylommatophora; Geomitridae.
AUGACAACUAGCGUCCCUGAAGAUUUGAAGACUCCCUAUGUGUUCUUGGGGCGAUCAGGCCUCAAGGUAUCCAAUAUCUGCCUUGGUACAGGAACCUUCGGAGAAAGCAGGACAGGCAGGCCUGGGCAGACAGACGAGCAAGCAUCCCAUGAGCUGAUCAACCGCUUUGUUGAAUGGGGCGGCAACUUCCUGGACACAGCAGAUAUUUAUGGAAGCGGCCUGUCGGAGACCAUCGUUGGCAAGUGGCUGGAGACACAACAUCGGGACAAGUUUGUGAUCGGUACCAAAGUUCGUGGAAACAUGGGAACACAGGAGAACGUCAACAACGUGGGACUGAGUCGACGACACAUUACUAAAAGUAUCGAUAGAAGUCUUCAGAGACUGCACACAGACUUUGUGGAUCUUUACCAGGCCCACCAGUUUGACCCCGCCACGCCACUGGAGGAGACAUUCAGGACAUUCGAUGAUCUGGUUCGUGGAGGCAAAGUCCGUUAUAUCGGGGUCAGUAACUUCAACGGCUGGCAGAUGGAGAGAGUCGUCAACACGGCCAGGACUUUGGGGAUCAACCCCAUCAUUAGCUUGCAGCAACAAUACAGUUUGGUCUGCAGAGAGUCGGAGUUCGAAGCCUUCCAGGUGUGCAAGUCUGCAGGUAUCGGGGUCCUGCCCUAUAGUCCCCUCAAAUGGGGCUUGCUGGCGGGGAAGGUAAAACGGGGCGUGCAGCCCAGCGACGGAAGGCUGGGAUGGGCUGCUCAACAAGGCGGAAGAGGAAAUCAGUUUACCGAUAAAACGUUCGAUAUCGUGGAAGCUGCAGAAACUAUUGCAAAAACACGAGGUCGAACCACGGCCCAGGUGUCGCUGAGAUGGCUUCUCCAGAGGGACGUGGUGUCUUCAGUCAUCAUCGGAGCUACCAAACUGGCACAGCUCGACGACAACAUGGCCGCCAACGGCUGGUCACUCACACCAGAAGAGAUGAAACAACUUGAUGACGUGUCUGCCCCGGUGACAACCUACCCAUACGACAGACAAAGACUUAACGGCGAUCGCUUUAAUCCUGCAAUCAAAGACUCCCAUGUGAAGUCUACAAGCACAUAA